Erythranthe guttata (spotted monkey flower) is the source of this 1226-nucleotide messenger RNA. RefSeq names its product U6 snRNA phosphodiesterase-like protein. The record is from RefSeq and is a predicted model, not a curated record. Gene Ontology annotation, molecular function: 3'-5'-RNA exonuclease activity. Lineage: Eukaryota; Viridiplantae; Streptophyta; Magnoliopsida; Lamiales; Phrymaceae. Gene Ontology annotation, cellular component: nucleus. Gene Ontology annotation, biological process: U6 snRNA 3'-end processing.
AAUAAAGUGUCUAAAAAUGUUUUAUUCCCGUUUUUCUUCUAAUUUUGAUCUGCCAUAAAAUCCAAGCGACGAAUACGGUGGACUGUUGAGAUGAAUGCCCUGAGAGCAUCAUACGGAGAUACUUCCUCCGAUUCCGAAUCCGAAGCGGAUUCUGGUCCGACCCAUAUACCCGAACCGAUUCAAUCGGCCACCCCUCUUCCACCACCUCCUCUGUAUCUUCUCCAGCCCCCAAGCUCAUCAGGUUCAUUUGAUUUUCCAGUACAGACAGACCAUACCAAUCGAACCCGUAACUUUCCUCAUGUUGAGGGUAAUUACGCUUUGCAUGUUUACAUCCCAGUCACUAUACCCGUUACACCGAGAAAGGAUUUAGCGCUGUUCCUGAAAAGGGUUGCAUCAGCAGUCCGUGAGCUUCAUGUGGUUGACAUAGACAUCCCGUUAAGUAACUACGUUAAGGACGAGCAGAAAAUCGAGCAAAUUGUGUUAGGGAGGGAGUUUCAUGUGAGUUUGGGAAGAACUGUUCCAAUUCGGGUGCAUCAACGAGACUCGGUAGUGGCUAUGCUUCGACAGAGGCUACAGUCUCAUAAGAGGUAUUGGAUUGAUUUUAACAAGUGGGAAGUUUUUGUCAACGAUGAUGGCACGCGAACAUUUCUCUCAAUUGAAGUUACCACGGGUGGCUUAGCUGAGAUAAGGAAGCAAAUUCAAUCCGUGAAUGAAGUUUACAAGCUUCAUAAUCUUCCAGAGUUUUACAAGGAUCCACGUCCACAUAUAUCUAUAGCUUGGGCAGUUGGUGAUAUAAGCAGUUCUUUGAAGAGGGUAGUUGGAGAAGAAAUGAGGAGACAAAAUAAUGCCAUUGUUGGAGGGUUAUCACAAAAACGGCUUUUUACCUGCAAAUUUGGUGGCAUUUCGUGUAAAAUAGGUAACAAAACAUACGAGAUAUGCAAAGUUCAGGAAGAAUGACCGAGCAGCUUCGUAAAUCUUCUAUGCAAUUUAACGAUAUGCUGAUAUUCCUCAUGCUAAUAAACAAAAAGAGCAAAUCUAAGGAAAGCAUUUCAGAAGUCAUUUGUUGUUUACGGAACAAUACUGUGUUCGUGCGAAAUCGGUUCUCACCCCAGUAAUUAUUCUAAGAUUUUUUGUAAAAUUAUGACAUUGUGUCUUAGUUCUUCUGUAUUGGUUCAUCUGAUUUCAGAACGUUCGGAAAAAAAGUCUAUUGAUAGUUGCAUGGAAAA